AUGUUGAUUUCAUGGUGGUACUUAUACCUGGGAGCUCAAAGCAUCUACAGACAAGUGGUGAACAUGGCAUCUGUGCUGCAGAAGCUCAUCACUCCCCUGUUCAGUGGGCCUGCUGAGCCGCCUAGGAACAAAGUUACAGUGGUUGGAGUGGGACAGGUUGGCAUGGCCUGCGCUGUCAGUAUCCUGCUACGGGAGCUCGCUGAUGAGUUGGCCCUGGUUGAUGUGAUGGAAGAUAAGUUGAAAGGAGAGAUGAUGGACUUGCAGCAUGGAAGCCUUUUCCUCAAAACUCCUAAGAUUGUCUCAGGAAAAGAUUACUCAGUGACAACGAACUCACGCAUUGUGGUGGUGACAGCAGGUGUACGUCAGCAGGAAGGUGAGAGCAGACUCAAUCUGGUGCAAAGGAAUGUCAACAUCUUCAAGCACAUCAUCCCUCAGAUUGUAAGAUACAGCCCCAACUGUGUCCUCAUUGUGGUGUCUAACCCAGUGGACAUUUUGACCUAUGUGACCUGGAAGCUGAGUGGUCUCCCCAAGCACCGUGUGAUUGGCAGUGGCACUAACCUGGACUCAGCACGCUUCCGCUACCUAAUGGCAGAACGCCUGGGUAUCCACCCCACUAGCUUUAAUGGAUGGAUCCUGGGAGAGCAUGGUGACUCUAGUGUCCCUGUUUGGAGCGGAGCAAAUGUGGCAGGAGUGAACCUGCAGAAACUGAACCCGGACAUCGGCAAAGACAGUGACCGGGAGAACUGGAAAGAAACUCACAAGAUGGUGGUUGACAGCGCCUACGAGGUGAUCAGACUGAAAGGCUACACUAACUGGGCUAUUGGACUGAGUGUCGCUGACCUGACCGAGAGUCUCAUUAAAAAUAUGUACAGAGUCCACCCCGUCUCGACAAUGGUGAAGGGCAUGUAUGGAAUCAGCGAUGAGGUCUACCUCAGCCUGCCAUGUGUGCUGAACAGCAGUGGAGUUAGCAGCGUGGUCAACAUGACGCUGACUCAGGACGAGGUGUCCCAGCUGAAGAAGAGCGCAGACAUGCUGUGGAACAUUCAGAAAAACCUGAAGGAUUUGUAGGAUGCCCAGAAGAGAGAGCCCUCAUACACAGAGUCACAUUGGGCCAGCACCUGUACUCAAAGUAGCUUUAGGAAUACUGAUCCAAGAUCACUUUUCCUCCGUCUUCAUGCUUAAAGUUAAUAUGAGCAAAUCAAAAUAGAUAUAGAUACAGCACUUUUAAUCAAUAAUGACUUGAGAAUGUGUUGACUGCGAUGUGUAAAUCAACAUGUAAAUUUUAUGUAUAAAAUGUAUGUAAAAAGUAAGCUGAAUGUUCACAUCAAUUUUUGAUUAAGAUAAGACUGAAGUCUGAAAAUAAAGACUUGGGAGACUGAA
Molecule: messenger RNA, 1380 nt
Organism: Pygocentrus nattereri (red-bellied piranha)
Lineage: Eukaryota; Metazoa; Chordata; Actinopteri; Characiformes; Serrasalmidae
Gene: ldhbb
Product: lactate dehydrogenase Bb
Exons: 8
Coding region: 1-1068 (355 amino acids)
Biological process (GO): carboxylic acid metabolic process
Cellular component (GO): cytoplasm
Molecular function (GO): L-lactate dehydrogenase (NAD+) activity
Source: RefSeq, a predicted model, not a curated record